AUGGGUAACUUGCACUCCAACAUCACCCAGCGAAUCCAACAAUUCGAGUUUUUCGACAAAAACUGGUUCUCCGGAAUCAUCGGAAGACUACGAAGACUUCGGGAGGAAAUCGUAGAAAGGGCUUACGCCCUCGUACGGAAUUUCCAAUUUCAACAAGAGCCUGCUCAUCGUCACAUUGCCUCUACUGGAACCGGAGGACCGGUGACUAGAAGCAGAAGCAGAAGCAACGUGGCAAUCGAGAAUCCAUCAGACUUUGGUGUGCUUCAGGACAGAAUCGAGGUUUAUAAUAACAAUGAGAUGAAAUUGGUUUAUUUUGUGUGUGUUGUCAAUUUGCUCGUGUUGGCUUUUCUGUUCAAUUGGGUUUUUAUUUGA
Molecule: messenger RNA, 372 nt
Organism: Caenorhabditis remanei
Lineage: Eukaryota; Metazoa; Nematoda; Chromadorea; Rhabditida; Rhabditidae
Exons: 1
Coding region: 1-372 (123 amino acids)
Source: RefSeq, a predicted model, not a curated record